Messenger RNA from Diaporthe amygdali, 1227 nucleotides. RefSeq names its product topogenesis of outer membrane beta barrel proteins 38. The transcript has 2 exons. The record is from RefSeq and is a predicted model, not a curated record. NCBI's taxonomy places the organism in Eukaryota, Fungi, Ascomycota, Sordariomycetes, Diaporthales, Diaporthaceae. Gene Ontology annotation, cellular component: SAM complex. The coding region runs from base 1 to 1227 and encodes 408 amino acids. Gene Ontology annotation, biological process: mitochondrion organization.
AUGACAGACAACACCUCCUCGUCCUCGUCGGGCGGCACCAGCAGCAGCUGGGUCCCACCAGUGCCCGCGCCCCUCCAGCGCCUGUUCGACGCCGUGCCCCUUGUCACCUACGGUCCCAACCAGCUGCCCUACCGCUCGCCUGGCCCCUCGGAGCUGCCCAUCCUUCAUGUCUUCAUCUCGGAGCACGAUGCUGCCCGGGGCGCCCCCAGCUUCAACCCCUCGUGUCUGAAGUGGCAGACCUUCCUACGAAUAGCUGGCGUCAAGUUCCACCUCAAGCCCUCAACAAACCACGCCUCGCCCACCGGCGCCCUCCCCUUCCUGCUCCCCCCUCUAUCCGCCCUCGCCCCGACCACAACAACACCAACAACAACAAAAGCCGCCACCACCAGCAGCAGCGACAAACAUGCCCGCCUCGACGGCAGAAGCACCCAGCCCAUCCCUUCCUCAAGGCUAGAAGCCUACGCGUCCCGGCACGGCGCCCUCCCGCCCGCGACCGUGACCCCGCAGGCGCCCACCCCCCAGCUGCAGUCGCAAUCCCGCCGCCGCCAGGCCUACGAGUCGCUGGUCGACGGGCCCCUCCGCACCGCCUGGCUCUACGCCCUGUACCUGUCCGCGCCCAACGAAGGCCUACUGCGCCGCUGGUACGUCGACCCGUGCUCGCGCUCCGCCCUCGUCCGCGACGCCCUGCUGCGCCGGCUGCGCGCUGCCGCCAGGGCCGAGGUUGCCAAGUCUGCCGAGGCGACUACCACCAAUAGCGGGGUUGGUGGUGGUGCUGGUGGUGGGUCUGGAAAGGCUGGCUGGAAGCUGGAGGGCAACGUCGGCGACCUGCUCGCCUGGGCCCUGGGCGGGACCGCCGCCAUCGACCCGGAGCGCAUCUACGCCGACGCGCGGCGGGCGCUCGACGCCCUCGAGACGCUGCUGUAUGCCGGUGCUGAGCGGGAGGCCGUUGAUGGCCGGGCUGGGAGUGGGUGGUUCUUUGGCGCGCCGCACCCGACGCUCUUCGAUGCUGCCGUCUUCAGCUAUGUUUACUUGAUCCUGCACGGCGCGCGGGCGUCCUCGGGUGGUGGUGGUGGUGGUGAGGAUUUCCAUGGCGGCGAGCCGUGGGGUGAUGAUACGCUGCGGCGGAUCGUACUGAAGUGCCCACGGCUCGUUGGCCACGCGCGGAGGAUACUCGAUUCGUACUGGGGGGAUCUGGGUGAGGGCGGUUGGGCUUCGCUCGAUCAAUAG